GGGGGUUGUUGUGGUGGUACGGGUUUGAUAGUGGUGGUACGGGGUUGUUAGGGGUGGUACGGGGGGGUGGGGGUGGUACGGGGGUUGGUUCAUAAUACAAUGAACAACUUUAAUCACAUCAAAAUUAUGAGGUUCUAGUGUCAAACAACACAAAAAAUACAUGCAUAGAAUAAUAAAAUAAUCAUAAUAAUAAUAAUAAAAUAUAACUAAAAUGUACCGAAAAAUAACACACCUUUAAAAAAAACAGAAUACAGCAAGCGUUAUGUAUAAAUCAUCAAUUGUGUAAAACAGCAAGUGUCGAAUACAGCAAAAAAUGCGGGCAAAAAACAAAGGACACAUCAAUGUGAUAACCAUAGACUAAUAAAAUAGCCAUAAUAAAAAAUAUGUGUAAAUAUAACUAAAAACAUACCUUAAAAAGCAGAAUGCAGCAAAAAGCGUUUGAUGAUAAAAACAAGUAACAACAAAAAACAUAUUGGCAGUGAACGGAGUAAAAAGCGAGCAAACUACCGAUAUGUGUUAAGCAUUUACUUGUAAUUGUAAAAACAGUUGUCGAAAAAACAUUAUACACUACAGACGCGGCCCGGAAUGUGUGGACGGCUAACUCUACACUCUACGACGACGACGGUACGAAUGUACGAUAGAAAAAUGUUUUUGUAAAAAUCGGUACAGAAAAACAGAACACAUAAGAAAAACAAGUGAUAAACAACGAAACACUGAUAACCAUUCAACGAAAGUUCUCGGCGAGAAAAUACAAAAAUGUCGAGUACACGGAUGUUAUCAGCAGUAGCGGUUUUCGACAAAACCACUAAAAGCAAGAAUCGAGAAUAAUAAGAUUGAAAAAUAAUACACUUAAUUUUGAUUAAAAAUAUUGGAUAAAAAUAUCUAGGAAUGUAUAUGAAUAUUUUUUACAAUAAAAAGUCCCGCUAGAUUUACCCCCCUCAAAAUAGUAGCAAAAAUAAAAAAAAGUAAUUAAUUGCUGAGCAAUAGGUCUACCAAUAGAUCGAAUAAUAUGUUUGUGACUGAUAAAAUCAAUCAUCGAAUCGAUGGUUUUGACAAACACAAAUAUGUUGUGCAUAUGGCCCCUGAGAUUCUUAGUAUUAUUGACUAGCAAAAACCAAUAUUGACCAAUAGGUCCUUUGACAAAACAAAAAUAUGUUUACGACAAAUAACCCAAAAAGACCCUGAAAACCUGUAUAAAAGGGGUGUGCUUGUACGAAAUGCUUCACAUUACAAGUUCGAGUGUCGUAGUGACUAUUUGAUACUGUCCUACGCACGGCAAAAAUGCAUCGCACCUAGUUAUCGUGAAAACAUCAGAAGACCCAGGCAAAAACAAACCAGGCAACCAUCUCCAUUCCUAGAUUCUCUCUUGGCUCAGCGACUGCUGUGAGUGUGACCAAACCAGCAAACAGUUCUCCACUUGUGUGAAAGGCAGCAAAUCACAAGUUCUAGCGACUAUUUGAUACUGUCCUACGCACGGCAAAACUGCAUCGCACCUAGUUAUCGUGAAAACAUCAGAAGACCCAGGCAAAAACAAACCAGGCAACCAUCUCCAUUCCUAGAUUCUCUCUUGGCUCAGCGACUGUGUCCGGCAGAAUACAACCAAACAAAACCCACAUUAUCUUCAAAAAGGAAACAAACGACAGAUAAAUAAAAAUGAACCCUUCAUAUCUGGAAUAUCCAUUAAUCGUCCAGCGCCUAAAAUCUUUUGAUGAGUGGAUACCAACCCAUCCUAUAAAACCAAUAGUACUAGCUGUUGCAGGUUUUUAUUAUACUGGUAAAAAUGAUAAAGUCUUGUGUGCUAUCUGCGGGGUAGUUGUCAAUAAAUGGUCUGUGUGCGACAUACCUUUAUAUAAACAUAAAGAGUGUUGCCUGUUUCUGGCAGCCUAUAAAAAAGCUCAAAAACUACUAGCAGUCGAUGAACGCCUAAAAACGUUUCCCCCACGUUACAAAACAGCUAAAAAGCUUGCAUCCUGUGGUUUUUACUACACAAAAGAAGAAGGGCUACGUUAUAUAACUAAUAAGGAUAUCACCACAUACAUUGCUAGAUUAGAUACAUUCCUACAGCAACCCGGCCCGUCUAAGCCUCUACGGCUUGCCAGUAUUAAAAGAGCUGCAGAGUUUGGUUAUAUACAAACAUAUGUAGGCUCGGAUAGUCGUGUGAUAAAAGCAGACAUCUGUUUAAUCAUAGAUGUUACUGUAAAAGAAGACAUUGCUGUGAAUAACGAGGUUAUUCAAAAUGGGCGUCUUAUUUGUAAAAUUUGCUUCAAUAACGAAAUUAAUACAGUGUCGUUGCCCUGUGGCCAUGCUGCGAAGUGCUUAGACUGUUCUGCUGUAGUUCAAGAGAGUUGUUGUAUAUGUAGAGCACCUAUUGUAUUCACAACAAGACUUUAUAUUUAAUGUUAUACGAAUGUGUGCGUGAUUGCUUUCAGAUAUAUGUUUUGUUCAUAACGUUACACAUGUUUCAAUGCUAUUUAUUAGGCCUGUGCUGUAUACUGUCAUAACAACCAGAACCCUCCCCCACCCCACCAAUCAGACAUUUUCGUUUUAUUAAACCAUUUUUAAGUCGAAUCUAUUAGCAAUCGGUACAAGAACCUAUUGUUUUUUCUAGUAACAUGGCCUGUACUAUAACGCUUUUGAAUCGCCGAUAUGUACGAAAGUAUGAUGCGUAUUUACAUACUUACUCAUUCACUACAAAAUCCGCACACAAUGGCACAGAGGACUUGAUCAAUACUUUAAAUAGUUGUUUAGAAGAUGUAAAACUAAAAUCAAACUAUGUAACAGGUGAUAAAAUUAGAAUUAUUGCUAGUAACCCUCGCUUUAAUCAACCACUUUCCACAAGCACGUCUACUACUACUACGUUUGGUACUUUGUUAGAUCUCAUUGAAGAUGUCUUGACAUCUGACGAAUCUGUUAGUAUCGACGAAACAGUGUUUGACAUACAAGUACUGAAAUUACCUAGAGGCAAUGGUCGUACCCGUAUCGUAAAUUUGUCGAGAAACCGUCACACCAAGCGCAGCAUAACUGUUGUUCGUAACAAUGAUAAUUUGUGUGCCUUAAGAGCAAUCGUCGUUGCUUUAACAUACCAUAAAACAUCCUUCCUAAACUACACUUUCACAUCUAGACAAAUCACAUACAUCCGAGCAGGUCGUAAACUUCAAGGAGUAAUAGCUCGUGAACUAUGUAACAUUUUGGACAUCGACGCUACUAUUGGUUGUUCUCUGAUGGAUAUUCAGAGAGCGGAACACCUACUAGAUGUACAAGUUAAAAUUAUUAGCGCUGAGAACAACAAUUCGGUUAUUUAUUCAGGAGCAAACAAACCAGUAAUAUUAUUCUUGUAUAAAAUAAAAGACCAUUAUGAUGUCAUUAACAACAUGAGAGCCUUUUAUGGGAGUGUGUACUACUGCAAUCGAUGUGAUACUUGUUACAGAAACAAAAAUAGACAUCGUUGUAAAAAGUCUGUAAUAUGUGAAAUGUGUAACAGACCCGCACAUAAAGAACACAAACAAAUUUAUUGCGACAAAUGUAAUAGGUAUUGUUUUAAUGAGGAGUGCCUACAGAAUCAUGGCGAAGUGUGUGCGCUUGUACAUAAAUGUACAGGUUGUAACAAAGUGUUACAGAGGAAUAAGAGACAUCAGUGUGGCUUUGGCUUGUGUUCGAACUGCGGUCUGUGGGUGGAAACCGCUCCACACAAAUGCUACAUGCAGAGAAAGAACGCCAAAGGAGGUAUUUGUACCGUACCAUGCACAUGCAACAACCUUUCUGCUACAUUAAACAGGGGUUGUAAAGCAAAUUACAAACAACCAAUCACCUGUACCGUACCGUGCGCCUGUAACGGCCUUACAGACGUUGUUGUACGUAAAUGUACUUACACAGAAAAAUACCUAUUUUUUGACUACGAAACAAUGCUUGUUGAUGGAGUACAUGUGCCUACUUUAAUAAUAGUCCAUAAUUUCACUGGAAAUAAAUUUGUUUUUAAAGAUAAUGACGAGUUCUGUAGAUGGUUAAUUUCUGAGAAACACAGAGCAUACACAGCGUUAGCUCACAACUCUAGGGGUUACGAUUCCUAUUUUAUUUUGAAAUACUGUGUAGAAAACACGAUAAAACCCUAUACUAUUUCCACCGGCACAAAAGUGCUGCUGUUGUCAAUACCACACCUUGCUUUAAAAAUAAUAGAUAGCUCGAGCUUUAUUAGUGGCCCUUUAGCUGACUUCCCUAAAACAUUUGGCUUGGCAGAGGUGAAAAAGGGCUAUUUUCCACAUUAUUUUAACAAAAUAGAGAACCAUUCGUACAUUGGUCCAAUCCCUGACGCCUCUUAUUACAGUCCAAAUACCAUGAAACCUAAACAAAGAGAGAGCUUUUUACAAUGGCAUGCUGAUAAAGUGUCUGAGAACUACAUCUUUGAUUUUCAAAAGGAAAUUGUUGAAUAUUGUGACGCUGACGUCGAUAUUUUGCGCCGUGGUUGUUUAGAGCUUCGUAAAGAAUUUUUAGCUGUGGCUAAUAUUGAUUGUUUUCAGUACGUAACGAUAGCUAGCACAUGUUUAGCCAUUUACCGUUCGAAAUAUUUACCCACAAAUCAAAUAGCUGUUGUUGAAAAACAAGAUGCGUACAGCACUGCUGCCAUUUCGUGGUUAUCGCAGUUUCCUGGCCUACGCCACGCACGCAACGGGGGAGAAGUGACAAUUUGUGGAUCCAAAGUGGACGGUUUUGACAAAGAUACAAAUACUGUCUACCAAUUCCAUGGGUCUUUUUGGCAUGGUGACCCUAGGGUGUAUAGUGCAGACACUGUCAACCCUGUCAAUAAAGAACGAAUGGGUGAUCUAUAUGCGAACACUCUACGACGAUCGCAACAGAUACGGGAUGCAGGUUACAAUUUGGUGGAGAUGUGGGAACUAGAUUGGAUCAACUCUGUAGACUACAAAAAAGUUGAACACAUGGUGAAGCCUCUACAACCACGCGAUGCUUUUUAUGGUGGUAGAACAAAUGCUACAAAAUUACUGGUAUAUGGAAAAAAGCUACGGCAUAUCGAUGUCGUGUCUCUCUAUCCAACUGUUCAAUUCUAUGAUGCUUAUCCAGUGGGGCACCCUAUUAAAAUAUACAAACCUGCUGUUUAUGAUUCUUCGUGGUUUGGUCUUAUUAAGUGCACGGUUCUUCCUCCUAGACAACUGUAUCAUCCUGUAUUACCACUAAGAACAACAAAGCUAUUGUUUCCUCUCUGCAAACAAUGCGUAGAAGACAUGCCAGAAACGUGCCUUCACACAGAGAAUCAGAGAUCGUUUUCAGGAACAUGGACAACGUUGGAGAUGUCGAAAGCUUUGGAAAAAGGUUAUAAAAUCAUAAAUAUUCACGAGGUAUGGCAUUUCGAGAAAACGUCUAGGGAUUUGUUUAAAGGAUACGUCAAGGAUUUUAUGAAAAUAAAAUUAGAAAGUAGUCCUCAUACGUAUGAAUCAUCCGAAGAAUAUGCUAGGGUAGUAAAAGAACAGAUGGGCAUAGAACUCGAUUUGUCGAAAAUAGCGACAAAUCCAGGGAGGAGAGCGGUUGCUAAAAUGUCUCUGGUAAGCCUCUGGGGAAAACUAGGCCAACGCCUAAUUCUGACUCAGUCUGAAUAUAUCACUACCUGCAAACGAUGGUAUGAGAUACUGUUGGACGACACACUAGAUAUUACUAACUGCUUAUUCUUUGAAGACAACAUGGUUCAAGUAACAUACCGCGUGAAAGAGCAGUUUGUGGAAAACUCUAAUGACACAAAUGUAUUUAUUGCUGCAUUCACAACAUCCAAUGCUCGCUUAAGGUUGUACGACAUGCUUGAUAAACUGGGUGAAGCUGUUGUCUAUUAUGACACCGACUCUGUCAUAUAUAUUCUUGAUGAUGACGGUCUUAACACUGUCGAAACGGGUGAGAUGCUAGGUGACUGGUCUGACGAAUUAGCUGUUGAUGACUAUAUCACCGAAUUUUUUUCAUCAGGGCCUAAAUCUUACCAUUAUACGACACAGCUAGGCCACGUAGUGACUAAGCUAAAAGGUUUUACCCUCAAUUAUGAAAAUUCUUUAUCUCUAAAUAGGGAUGUUAUGGUUGAUAUAAUUACUAACAAACUAGACGACACUGUUUUGGUUUAUGAUCACAUCUGUAGAGACGUACAGACUAAAAAUAUUGUUACUAAAGAGCGUGUUUCAAAAACAUACCGCAUGGACUAUAACAAACGUAGACCGUUACCUGAAUAUAAUAACAUAAUAGAAACGGUACCCUGGGGGUUCUAAUAAUAUUCUGCUUUUAUCACCUAGCCUAUUUAUUUAUCGUUUUUUUUGUUCUUGUAGAUAAUGACCGGAAGGCCUGCUCGUGUGUGUGUGGAUUGUUGUUGUACAAACCAGUCGUCUGUGUCUGGAGACGAGUGUUGGGAUGACGAGUGGUAUGAAUCACCCCUGCCACACAUCAAACGACGAUACAUGUAUCUACACCUGACGAGCUGUGGGGUUGAUUCAAACCACUCGUCGUCGAACCAACAAUCGUCUACAGGCACAGACGACAUGUUUGUACACCAACAGUUGAGUGUCUCUGUAGACGAGUGUUGGGACAAUGAAGUAUAUGAGUCUCCAUUAUCUCAUAUUAAAACAGCAGCAUCAUUUAAAAAUAUUAUUAGGGAGCAACCACCGAAAAUGUCGAAAACGCAAAAAAAAAAAUUUCGCCAGGCUGAACGUGAGCGCCACCGACUAUUGUUUUUUAAAUGAUGCUGGUGUUUAUGUGUGGGUACUAGUUAGGCUAAGUUAUUUUUUCUUGUUUUGCAGUUUUUUUUUUGUGUUAAGUUUUGUUGUUAAAGUUAGGUUAGUUUUUUGUUAAAAGUUAGGCUAUAGUUAGGUUUUUUAGUUUGUUUUUUUUUUUUAUUUUUAGGUUUUACCGUUAUUUUCUAGUUUUUAGUUUUUUUCGUGUUAAGUUUUGUUGUUAAAGUUAGGUUAGUUUUGUGUUAAAAGUUAGGCUAUAGUUCGGCUUUUUAGUUUUGUUUGUAGUUUUUAGUUUUUAGGUUUUAGGUUUUUAGGGUUUUUCAUGUUAAGUUGCUGUGUUAUAAGAAUAUACUUUUUCAUCAUU
This is a messenger RNA of Diabrotica virgifera virgifera (western corn rootworm), 7077 nucleotides long. RefSeq lists its product as uncharacterized. Gene Ontology annotation, molecular function: DNA binding; DNA-directed DNA polymerase activity; nucleotide binding. NCBI's taxonomy places the organism in Eukaryota, Metazoa, Arthropoda, Insecta, Coleoptera, Chrysomelidae. The coding region runs from base 2613 to 6254 and encodes 1213 amino acids. Gene Ontology annotation, biological process: DNA replication. The transcript has 4 exons. The record is from RefSeq and is a predicted model, not a curated record.